This is a messenger RNA of Dothidotthia symphoricarpi CBS 119687, 573 nucleotides long. RefSeq lists its product as uncharacterized. The record is from RefSeq and is a predicted model, not a curated record. The coding region runs from base 49 to 501 and encodes 150 amino acids. Lineage: Eukaryota; Fungi; Ascomycota; Dothideomycetes; Pleosporales; Dothidotthiaceae. The transcript has a single exon.
UUCCCCCAACUCUCCACCGCAUGCAUACUUACACCCACCCCAACAGCCAUGAAACGAUACAUCACCAAUGUACCGUCCUCGAGACAUACCACCGUGCUGUUGCCGCUCAACCACCUCCCUUGGUUCACCCAAACCUAUACAAGGACGCCUGCAUCUCGCCAACAAAGCGCGCUGCGAAGCCCCUAUGUCAAAAUCAAGACCAAGGCACAAACACGUAGAAGAAGAGUGUCUCUCAACCGCACGCAUGCAGAGGAACGAGGGGACAGCCUCGAUACAACAUCUGCACACCUUGCAACAGCAUGUUUGAUAUAUCACAUCUUAAUUCACCAACCAACUCUUUACUCCAUUUUGCGUUCUUGGUGCCUGUUGACUCCUACUCAUCUUGCAAUGUGUCCAUCCAUCUCCUUCAGAAAAGCGACAUGGACAUCAAAGCCACCUUUACAACUAGAAGCAUACCAGGACAUCUACAGAGACAGAACAGGAAGUGUCCAAGCAGCGUAACAACAAGGAAACAUCUCACUUCAUUCCCCAGCACACACAUCACUCACUCCAACCCAAAACCACAAGUCAACA